AUGCAGAAUGUCUCCCCGACGCGCAGCACUCACUCGUACGCUAGAGGAAAGACGCUUGAGGAUGAGGGUCUAACAGUCUCACCUGCCAUCACGGAAGCUGGAGCAGCUGUGUUUGCCCUGGCUCGUGCCCCGGACAAUGGGGACGAGACGCAGGCUGCGAGGCCCCCUCUUCCCCGGAGACCCCGGUGCCCCCCCGCCAGGCCUGGGUUCGGGCGUCCAUGCUGCGACCCGGUCGCACUCUGCGUCUCUCGCCCGGCGUCGGCCGGCACGCGUGUCCCUCUGCGUGUGCCCCCGGGCCAGGAGCCGCCAGGAGCGAAACGGCGCCUGCGCCCGAGCGGUGGGCGGGGGCGGGGGCAGAGCGGGGGCGGGUUUCCGGUUCCGGGGCGAGCUGCAGGUCCAGGUCCAGGUCCGAGGCGGCGGCUGCUUCCGGGGGGCGGGGCCGCGAUGGAGUCGGUGCUGAGCGAGGUGGUGGCGGUGGAGGAUCUGCUGCGGUUCGAGAGGAAGUACAGGGCGGAGCUGAGCGGCGGUGCGGUCUCCAAGGGGACACAGUUUGAGUACGCCUGGUGUUUGGUGCGCAGCAAAUACACCGAGGACAUCAGAAAGGGCAUCGCCCUGCUGGAGGAGCUGGUGCCCAAAGGGUGCAAGGAGGAACAGCGGGACUACGUUUUCUACCUGGCUGUGGGCAAUUACCGGCUGAAGGAGUACGAGCAGGCCCUGAAGUACAUCCGGGGGCUGCUGAAGACGGAGCCCAAGAACACGCAGGCGCUGGAGUUGGAAAAGCUCAUCGACAAGGCCAUGCAGAAAGCUCCAUCUGGCAUCGUCAGCAGCAACCCGCUUCCUGCUCGGGGCAUCGGAGCGACAGGCCGGCUGGGCUGGGAGGGGAGGAAGCGCAUCGAGCUGCGUUGCUAGUCAAGGCCAGCGAGUAAGCUGGAGAGCACCUGUCCCUGAGUCUGCCGAGAGCCUGAGCCCAGCGCUGUGGCAAGGGGGAGCUUCCCUGAGCCUGAUGGAUGCAGCGACGCUGCCUGGGGCUGCCGAGAGCCUGAGCCCGUUGCCCGGAGAGGGAGGGAGCUGCCCCGAGUGAGGGAUGCAGUGAUGCUGCUCGACUCAUCGGUGAACUGGGUCUUCCCCAUCCUACAGGGAGCAUCCAGGUCCCCUCUGCUCUCUCUGCCACCCAGCCUCGGACAGCAAAGCUCCCCAUAAACCCCUUCCUUCCAACAGCACCCCGCUUUUCCCUACCUGGGGCUCCUCUGUAACAAGCCCUGCCCCCCUCCAGCUGCAGCCAGGAGGGGUUCUUGGGCCCACAGUAAUUCCUUCAGUCCUGUGAGAUUCUCAAGUGGUUUGGGAGGAGGGGGCUGGGAGCCAGGACUCCUGGCUUCUCUCCCUGGCUCUGGGAGGGGAGUGGGGUCUAGUGGUUAACGCAGCGGGGGCUGGGAGCUAGGACUCCUGGCUUCUCUCCCUGGCUCUGGGAGGGGAGUGGUGUAGAUAAAUCUCUGCAUUAAGCAUCUUCGCAUAAUUGUGUAUCAUUUUCAUACGACUUUGUAUUAUGCCUCUGCAUAUAACCUUGUAUUAAGUCUUUCCAUAUAUAACCUCCGUUUUCACACAACUUUAUAUCAAAUCCUUACACCGAAACUUUGUAUUGAGCUAUAGCCCCUAAGGAGAGUUAAGGCAGAAGGAAAAUGUUUUUUCGCUCGGAGUAGAACAAAAUCUCCCCCUUUUAACCGCCUGCCCUGGUGAAGGAGCGAGGCGUGGAAGGCAGCGCCUCCGGACAGCUGCAACCCUUGGAAGGGGACGGGAGCCAGAGCCAAGCACAAUAAAACUUGCCAGGUGGGCUCACUACGGAAGAUCAGACAUACUGACGGCCUUGGGGGUGAGAAGCCAGCACCUUCUUUUGAAAACACCCUCUCUGAAACGAAACGGGGCAUCCCGAAGGAAGCGCCGCCGGAGGCAGAUUUUGCAUUUGCAUGAGAGGGAAGCGGCUCUACUUGGGAGGUGUCGUGCAGAGGACCCCAGGUCUCGGCUUGUCAACGUGGGAGCAUCGCUCCGGAUCGGAUCCACCUCUCCCCCAUCUAACGCACCUGGCCAGUGAAGUGAAGGGGAGCACCUCGGUGGGAACAACAACAAGACGGAGUGUGCGUGUGUGUGGGAGUGUAACAUCGAUCGUAUGCGUAUGAUCCAGGGUAUGAUUGAUACGUGGAUUACCAAUAAAUGCGGCGUUUGCCUUAUCCCCUCUGAA
Molecule: messenger RNA, 2233 nt
Organism: Caretta caretta (loggerhead turtle)
Lineage: Eukaryota; Metazoa; Chordata; Testudines; Cheloniidae
Gene: FIS1
Product: fission, mitochondrial 1
Biological process (GO): mitochondrial fission; autophagy of mitochondrion; mitochondrial fragmentation involved in apoptotic process
Cellular component (GO): peroxisomal membrane; mitochondrial outer membrane
Molecular function (GO): protein binding
Source: RefSeq, a predicted model, not a curated record